ACACAGAUAUUGGGGCCGCAUUCAGCAGAACAUCAUCAACUCCCACAGCAGCACCAUCCUCAGCACGCAGUUGUUGGAGCGUCAGGUGGGCGCAACGACAGCGGAUUCGCAAGCGGUGCAAGUGGCGCAAGUCCAGCCUCUGAUAGGGUCAACCAGAUGACUAUGGAUCGGAUGACCACAGCCAUUGGUCAAAUGUUUGCUGAAUUCAGCGGCAAGGUGACCAAUGAUCUUCUUGAUGGAUUUGAAAGACGUCGCCAUGAAGAGAGAAUGGAAAUUGAAUUGUCUAUGGAGAGAAAAAUUUCUCAAGAAAUCGAAAGAAAAAUGGAUGAAAAAUUAAAUGCUUUCCGUGGUGAUUGGGAGGACCAAAAGACGUCACUGAUUGACAGGAACGAAAAGGCGCUAUUCUCCUUACAAGACAGCGUAGAACAGCUCCGGAACUCUUCGGACGCUUACAACCAACUAAAGCAAAAGUACGAUCAGUUGCAACAAACUCAUGCACAGAUGAGGGACAAGGAGAACGAGAGAUGGUCCAAGCUAUCUACAACCAACAAAGAAAACACACAGCUGAGGAGCGAGCUCGAAAUGUCCAACAUAGAGAUUAUCAACCUGAGAGAACGUGUGGAUGAAUUGGAGUCGGACAAUCGUGCUAUGAAAGACAAUGAACUUACAGAUCAACACCGAAUUAACCAAAUGGUUGCUGAGAAGGAGGACCUCAUUAUCGAGCUGGAAAGAGCAGAGCGGGAAAAGAUGGAUCUGAAGAUGAGAGUGGACUCCUUGUCGCGAGAGAUAGAACGUCUACUUAUGCAGCAACAGGAGCGCGCCAAUAAGGACGACAAGGCUUACCAAGAGGCACUGAAGAAGCAGAACGAAAGGCUCGACGAACUGUACAAGGUCGUCCAGGCGCUUACCGAGCGAGAGCGGCAGUCAAAGACACUCUUCAUCGGCGGAAACGCUGUACAGAAAUCUGCACGCAUGUCAAGACCCAACAAAUAAAUAUCUGGAUAUGUUUUUUAGAGAAUAGCUAAUAACAUAGGGUAAGAAUGACAUUGAUAGACUAAAUUGGACAUCUGGCCUAUUAUACGAAGCGAAAAUUCAUGUAACAUUUGAUUUUGAAUUCGUUCAUCUUUUUGCGAUUGAAAACAACACCGGUAUUUUAGUGUUGUGCUACCUUCUAAUCUAGACUUUCUUGCAAAAUAUGUACAGAUAUCACAUUGUGUUAAAUGGGAUGUUUGUUUGCCAACGAGGUUCGGCUUAGGACAAACAUUUUCUGGAACCGAUCCUAUGGAUAUACUGGGCAUUUUAGUCAUUUCGGACACCAUUAGAAUACGUGGAAAUUCUUAAAAGCAUACUGAUUACACGUAGCUCUAACAGCAACGUUCCAGAACUAAAACGAUGAGUAAAUUGGAAAAUAUGACAGAUCAGUAUUUAUUUAACUCAUUCACGCUACAGUUCAGUUUUUUACUGGACUUGCACAGUCUUUGAUUCGAUAAUGUUGAAAUGUGAUUGUUUGGGUUAACGCUAUACAUUGCUAGCUAAUUAGACAUCAUACCCAUUUUUUGCGUUCGCGUCUUUUGAAUUUCAAUUAUAGCAAUUUUAACAUUAUCGUUAUCAAUGCAUGCAAAUUAUUUAAAAAGGCAAAUUAAUUUGUCAAAGAAAUUUUACCAUUUAUAAGGUUAUAUACGUGUUUCUUAAUGCGGUGCACGUUCGUAUUGAAUAUGCGUGCCCUAGUAAGGUAGUAUACUAGAAAGUUUUUUUCGCGAAAAUGGUGACACAAAUAUAACAGAAAAAGAUGCAUGUCAUUAUUUCAAUACAGUGCAAUCCCUAGCUAUUGAUGAGCAAUAUUGUUUCAAGCUUUUGAUGACAACUCUUUCCUCCGAAGGCUUUGUUAUAGUACCAAUAAAACGGAAUAUCCUUAUAAAUGAAAAAAAUGUCGGUGUCGAAUUGAUAAGGGUCCGCUUUAAAAAGCCGGUGUUUCUAGAUUGAAUUUGUUUGUUAUAUAUGUGUUAAAAACAACAUAUUUUCGAAUUCGAAUUAUCUUAAGUUUUUGUCUCAUUAUUUCUUUAAGAGUACACUGAAUACGUACAAUGCUGCAGGUUUAAUGAUACCACAUGUGUACAUUACAUUAGCAAUGGAGAUCAGUUGACGCAAAGUGGUACAUUUGUUUAGCUAUCGGGGAAAUUGUAUCAUCAGAGAGGCAAUGGUAUUUUAUUAAAAAAAUA
Molecule: messenger RNA, 2219 nt
Organism: Mizuhopecten yessoensis (Yesso scallop)
Lineage: Eukaryota; Metazoa; Mollusca; Bivalvia; Pectinida; Pectinidae
Product: inner centromere protein-like
Exons: 1
Source: RefSeq, a predicted model, not a curated record